This is a messenger RNA of Arabidopsis arenosa, 1411 nucleotides long. The record is from the annotation of a GenBank genome assembly. NCBI's taxonomy places the organism in Eukaryota, Viridiplantae, Streptophyta, Magnoliopsida, Brassicales, Brassicaceae.
AAGUUUUAAAUUUUCAACCAGAAUAAAGUGUACUACUUCAACUACUUCUUCUCUACUUCUCUACCUUAAAACUUCCCCAACCAAUUUCUUCAAAUCAUCAUCCCUUCAACCAAAGAAAAUGGCUUUGAGCAUAGUCGCGAAGAUCUUUCUCGUCUUUGCCAUCUAUUGCGCUCUCGAUCCCUUCAGUCACAGCUCCAUUUCCAAGUUCCCGGACUUCAAAACUUACAAGAUUGACAUGCCUCCAUUAUCGUCCCUUCCCAAGGAAAGAGACCGUCAGAAUCUGCUUCAGAAUUCGGAGAUCAGGUUUCUUAACGAGGUUCAAGGUCCUGAGAGUAUUGCUUUCGAUCCGCAAGGUCGUGGUCCUUAUACCGGAGUCGCCGACGGUCGAAUUCUCUUUUGGAAUGGCACUCGUUGGACCGAUUUCGCUUAUACUUCGAACAAUCGGUCAGAGCUAUGUGAUCCAAAGCCAUCACUUUUGGAUUACUUGAAGGAUGAAGAUAUCUGUGGUCGGCCUUUGGGUCUUCGAUUCGACAAAAAAACUGGGGAUUUGUACAUUGCAGAUGCGUAUUUGGGGAUAAUGAAAGUUGGUCCUGAAGGAGGUUUAGCAACUUCUGUUACAAACGAGGCAGAUGGUGUGCCUUUGAGAUUUACCAAUGAUCUUGACAUUGAUGACCAAGGCAAUGUUUACUUUACUGAUAGCAGCUCUUUUUUCCAACGAAGGAAAUUCAUGCUUUUGAUUGUCUCGGGGGAAGACAGUGGGAGGGUGUUGAAAUACAAUCCAAAAACAAAGAAGACUACCACUCUCGUGAGAAAUCUCCAGUUUCCUAAUGGCUUAUCCCUCGGCAAAGACGGCUCUUUUUUCAUAUUUUGUGAAGGAUCAAUUGGAAGAUUACGGAAAUACUGGUUGAAAGGGGAAAAAGCUGGAACCUCAGAAGUGGUAGCUCUAUUACAUGGGUUCCCAGACAACAUCCGCACAAACAAAGACGGGGAUUUCUGGGUGGCGGUGCACUGCCAUAGAAACAUAUUCACACACGUGAUGGCGCAUCACCCGAGGGUGAGGAAGUUCUUCCUGAAGCUGCCGAUAUCAGUGAAGUUUCAGUACUUGCUGCAGGUAGGUGGUUGGCCUCAUGGUGUGGCUGUGAAGUACAGUGAAGAAGGGAAGGUGCUAAAGGUGUUGGAAGAUAGCAAAGGGAAAGUGGUGAAGGCAGUGAGUGAAGUGGAGGAGAAAGAUGGGAAGCUUUGGAUGGGAAGUGUAUUGAUGUCUUUCAUUGCCGUAUAUGACUUGCCUUAAUUUUCUUAUACAAAUUUGUAAAUUUCUAGUUGGCUAUGGGAUUGCAAUAUGUAUCUCUUUAUCGAACUAUCCUCGACGUAAUCAGCGCAAACAAUUACUAAAUACAGUAUCCUUUUUGUC